Messenger RNA from Crotalus tigris (Tiger rattlesnake), 3148 nucleotides. RefSeq names its product anaphase promoting complex subunit 4 (gene ANAPC4). The transcript is spliced from 29 exons. Gene Ontology annotation, molecular function: protein binding. Lineage: Eukaryota; Metazoa; Chordata; Lepidosauria; Squamata; Viperidae. The record is from RefSeq and is a predicted model, not a curated record. Gene Ontology annotation, cellular component: nuclear periphery; anaphase-promoting complex. Gene Ontology annotation, biological process: positive regulation of mitotic metaphase/anaphase transition; protein K11-linked ubiquitination; anaphase-promoting complex-dependent catabolic process. The coding region runs from base 157 to 2490 and encodes 777 amino acids.
CUGAAAGCCGGCCUCCCUCCCCUCCCUUCGGCCGGGAAGGGCCGGGUUUGCCGAGGCCGCUUCCGGAGGGCGGGCCAGGCGGGCGGAGCCGGGCGGCGCGGCCGGAGGAGGCGGAGGAGGAGCGGGGGCGGCCGGCCAGGUCCCGAUGCCCCCACCAUGCCAGCUUUCCGGCAAGUUGGAGAGAAGCAGCUUCCUCAGGAAGUUAUUUUUAUGGCCUGGUCGCCCAAGAGGGACCUGAUUGCCUUGGCCAACAAAGUGGGAGAGGUGUUGCUUCACCGCCUGGCGAACUUUCAGCGCGUCUGGAGCUUGCCACCGAAUGAAAGCACGGGCAAAGAAGUGUCUGCUCUGGCCUGGAGACCAGAUGGCAAAAUUCUGGCUUUUGGGCUUGCCGAUACGAAGAAAGUGAUCCUGUGUGACGUGGAAAAGCCGGAGAGUUUGCAUUCUUUUUCGGUCAACGUCCCACUUACGUUCAUGUACUGGAUGGAAGUUACAGAGGAAAACAGCGUCCUCAUUUCGUUUUAUAACGCUGAAGACGAAGCCAGCCUUCUCCUUCCAAAGUUGCCUCCUUUGCCGAAGAACUACAGCACCACAGCAAAGAUUUUCAGUGAAGAAAAAUCCGAUGAAAUUAUGAAACUCAUGGGCGACGUCAGGCUUAAUGCUCUCGUUCUCGGAGGCGUCAAUGGGUUUAUUGAGAUCUAUGCUUACGGAAUGUACAAGAUUGCGACGAUAACAGGGGUGAGAGGUUCCUGCUUGGCCUUGUGCUUAUCCAGUGACUUGAAAUCGCUUUCAGUUGUGACAGAAGUCGACACCGGUCCGGAUGGAGAUCCAGAAAUAACCUACUUCCAGAUGGAUACCAGCCUGCUCUCAACCUAUUUACCAGAAGUGACUCGAAUGGCCCGAAAAUUUACACACAUUUCAACUCUCCUGCAGUACAUCAAGCUUUCCCUGAGUUGUAUGUGUGAAGCUUGGGAAGAAAUAUUGAUGCAAAUGGAUUCGCGAUUAACCAAGUUUGUGCAGGAGAAGAAUACCACCACCUCUGUGCAAGAUGAAUUUAUGGAGUUACUUUUGUGGGGCAAAGCAAGUAUUGAACUUCAGGCACUGCUAAUGAAUCAGCUAACAGUAAAGGGUUUAAAAAAACUGGGCCAGUCCAUGGAAUCUUCCUACUCCAGUAUUCAAAAGCUGGUGAUAAGUCACUUGCAGAGCGGCUCGGAGGCCUUGCUAUACCACUUAAGCGAGCUGAAAGGCAUGGCUCUGUGGAAGCAGAAGUACGAGUCCCUCGGGCUGGACGCAUCGGGAAUAGAAGACGCCAUCACUGCGGUGGGCUCCUUCAUUCUGAAAGCAAACGAACUGCUCCAAGUUAUAGACAGCAGCAUGAAAAAUUUCAAGGCUUUUUUCCGUUGGCUUUAUGUAGCCAUGCUGCGAAUGUCAGAGGAUCAUGUUCCUCCCGAGCUGAACAAGAUGACACAGAAAGACAUUACUUUUGUGGCUGAUUUUCUCACGGAGCAUUUCAAUGAAGCCCCAGAGCUCUACAGCCGUAAAGGGAAAUACUUUAAUGUGGAAAGAGUUGGGCAGUAUUUAAAAGAUGAAGACGAUGAUCUUGUAUCUCCGCCCAACACGGAUGGAAACCAGUGGUUUAAUUUCCUUCAAAAUAGCAACAGCCUUAAAGAAAGCCCGUUGCUGUUUCCAUACUACCCUCAGAAAUCGCUGCAUUUUGUAAAGAGGAGGAUGGAAGCUAUCAUUGAUCAGUGUCUCCAGAAACCAGCUGAUGUGAUCGGAAAAACCGUCCAUCAGGCCAUUUGCAUGCCUUUGUAUAGAGCCUCAAAAAGUGAGGACUCGACCCCUCAGCUGCUUAAGCUGCCCUUUUUGUGGCACGACAAAUCGUACAAUUUGCAUUACGUUUUAUUCACCAUGUUAGAGAACUCGGUUUCCAAACUUUAUAUCUUGAGAAGGCACACCGACAUAUCAAGAUCCGCUAAUAACGGGCUGCUUGCUGUGGAGUUUGGGAAUUUCCUGAACAAAAGUGUUAACGAAAAUAAGGAAACAAGCUCCUACAGCUGUCUGGAUGCUCACUUCUACGACAACGAAACCAUCACGGUCAUCCUGGUGGAAAAUUCAGAACAGGAGGGGAAGGAACGGCUUUUGGCUCAGCUGCCUCUGUCCUCCAUCUGUAGGGAGCAAAACCAGGGAAUGGAGUUUAACUGGAAUUCUGGUCAAAGGCUAGACCUGCAGCGGGACGGCAUCCCUACGUGUACGGUCACCGCGGAGACUCAGUGCAGGGUGCUGGAGAAUAUGAAGGCUCACUAUGUCACCGUGAACGGUAUUCGGAAGGUGUCUUGUGUGCUAAGUUCAAACCUGAGGCACAUCCGGGUGUUUGAAAUGGAUGAAGACGAUGGAGAAGCUGAGGAUGAAGAAGAGGAGGAAGUGCCUCAGGCUGUCGGCCUACCUCAAGAAGAACUCAACCAGUCAACAGACACGGUUGAAGGAGAAUAAGUGCAUCACUUGGCUCAGCUGAGCUGGUAGAUGAGGUCUCAACCAAGCUUCUAAGAUGGAAAGAAAUGUUCAUUUCGGGGUCUUGGACAUUAGGCAGAAGAACUGGGCAUGUGGUCCUUCUGUUGGAAAAUGAAGUUAUGGAAGAAUUGUGUGCUUUUCCGUCUGUCUGGUUUUUAAAACUCACAUUCUGCCAACCUCUCUUUCUUGUGUUAUGGUCCACUGUCUGAAUAACACAACUGGAAACAAACAAGUCUUCAGAUAUUCCUGCCAACAUGGUCCAGCUUUUGAUAUUCCCGCCGUUUCCUAAACUCCAUUGCUUCUCUGGAUUUCUAAACAAGUGGUCUCUUUUAGAUGUCACGGUUUUUUUGUCGAUGUGUCACUAUCCCAAGUUUGCCAGAGUAACGUGGAGAAUGGCUGGGGAAGUCUCUUAAACCAGGAGUCUUCAAAUUUUGGCCCUUUUAUGACUUGUGGACUUCAACUCCCAGGAUUCCUCAGCCAGGCACGCUGGCUGAGGAAUUCUGGGAGUGGAAAUCCACAAGUCAUAAAAGGCCCAAGUUUGAAGACCCCUGUCUUAAACCAUGACCCCACCAUCACCCUUGGCGGUAUUCAAAAUGCGGUGUAAAGGAAAAUAAAAUACAGAGAUUAUUUUGUGAUUGUG